AGAAGUAAAGAAGAUGGAAUUCGUUAAACACACUGCUACAGUUGCUUUUGUUUUGAUAUGGAGUGUCACGGUCAUUCAUUCAGACAACCCCUUCUGGAGUUACUUUGUCUACACACAACAAUGGCCUGUGGCGGCCUGUAUCGAUGGUAACGCCACCGGGCACGUCUGUGUGAUUCCACAGAAUGUGACCACUUGGACAAUCCAUGGUCUCUGGCCUAGUGACCCAAAGACAGCCGAAGGGCCGGUCAAUUGCAAUUCUUCUUGGAAAUUUGACGAAAGACAAAUCUAUACCCUUGAAGAUGACCUGAAGAAGUUCUGGCCUAACCUCUACACGGAAAGUGAAACGACGAAGUUCUGGGCGCACGAAUGGGACAAACAUGGCACGUGCUCCACUAAUCUACCCAGUACCAACAACGAACACAACUAUUUCUCCACAGGCCUACUUCUUAAUAAGCUGUACAAUCUGACGAGGCUUUUUGAACACUACAGUGUGUUUCCUGGAAAAGCGUACACGUUGUAUGAGUUUCAACGGGCCAUAAAUGAAACUUACAGGCACCCAGCAAACAUAGAAUGUGUCUUCAAGAAGGAUAGCGGAAACGAAGAAACCCAGUAUAUAUACCAGAUAGAGCUUUGUUUGGAUAAGUCUUUUAACGUUAUAGAAUGUCCUAGACAUUCAGCAGUGAAUCAAAACAACCUUUCACCACAGAACUUGACUUUGCAAAAAAUUGAGGCUGGUGAAUGUAGCACAACAGAAGCUGUGCAAUACCUCAUUAUUGAACAUCCACGAUGAUUAUCAUCAUUAAAUUAAAACAGUGCCUUGAAUAGUUACCUUUACUGACCAAGACAAAAAUAUACCACUGUAGAUGUACCCAUGAUAAUGAUGGCUAUUGUCAUAGAAGUGAAAUAUUGUUGAGUAUGUCAUAAAACGCCUGUUAAAUAAAUACAUAUAGUACACGUGUAAACAUAAUUUAAUACAGAGGGGAAAGCCUGUGAUAUAAUAAGGAAGUAAGGUCAUCAGUAAGAGCAUGGACUUUGCUAAAUCCAGAAGUUACCUCCUCAUGUAAUAUUGUGACUUCUGCUGUUAAUACUCAACAUUGACCAGGAUAGAUAAAAUGCAUAGAAAUGUCUGCGACAUUUGAAUGGAUGUUAGUUAUGAAUAGAAGCAUAAACAUUUGACUCUUCCUUAUGUUUGUGGUUUGUAUUUUUAUGCAAUCCACACUGUCCAAAAUUGAUUAAUUACUACUAAUAGUGUGUCAUCCAAAUCUACAAACCUUUGUCUCUGGUUUUAUCAUGGUACUAGAUUUGUUUAGUACCAUGAUUAGUUUCUUUUCUUAUGAAAAAUUAUGAGGCUUAUCAUACUAAUCUAUUUUAAUCAACGGUAAAUCAUAAGCUACCUUUACACCAUUCUGUGGUUACCAUUUAUGUUGUUUAACAUGAAAUGAAUAUCUAUGUGAAAGAAUUCUGUGUUGACAUUGAUUACAUCUUGUAGGUAACAUACUUAUUAACAUAAACAUAUCUUUCAUCAUUGUAUUAUAUAACAAAAGAUUUGGGUUUUGGGUGAAAUACUCUUUGAACCUUUAAAUGGCUGUUGUCUCUCGAACAGAACAUAUCAUACUCAUCUCCUCGCCAGUAAACAGAGUAACAGUUAACAGUUUGGUUUGACAGUUAAAAUGUAUUAUCUGGAUUUUUGUUAUUUUUGAAUUGCACAGUAAUGGGCAGUUGGCCUAUCUGAUUUAUAUCACAAUUAACAGCAGUUUAGAAUACAUGCCUAUCUACUCAAAAAACUUCUGAUAUAUCAGGUUAGCCAUAAUCCAAUAUAUAACAUUAAUACGUUAAUUAAAUGCAAUACAUUUAUUUCAUGUCUUUCAUUUCUUUCAUGACGAAAGGAUUUUUUUUUUAAUGUAUAAAGUGAAAAUCUUAGUACUGGUAGUUGGAGUAUUAACUUAAAAAUAGUGAACAAUACUGUAUUAAUGCACCUCUGUUAUCCAACUUGUAUAUCCACAUGCAUAUGAUGUAUAAAUAAUUUUCUGUGAUUUAUAAAGGUGCAUAUACAUGUAUGUGUGUGUGUAUAUACUGUGUGUGUGUAUUGUUCUCUGAUCUUCACGAGAAGCAUACGCAUUCGCCUUUCUGUUGGCAAUCCCUAAAUCUGACUGUAUGCAUGUUAUUUGUUAUUGGCACAGAAAAGUGGGCAACGACGUUGUGUUAGCACAUACUGCAGCACUUUGAGGAUAAACGCCUUUAAACGAUACAAGGAAUACAAGGCAGCUGUGCACCUCAAAUGUAAUACACUGAAAUGUUUAUAGUAUAUCCAGUAUGAAAUUAUGGGUGCUCAACAGCAGGUUAUACAUGUUUGUAUAUAUCCAGAUAUAACUUGGUUCAUAUUAAGGCGUAAUUCGAUCAUAUUUCUGAUCUCAGAUGUAAAAGUCUUUACGAUACUGCCUUAACAAAGUAUAUUAGAGAUUUCACCUUGUACAUAUAUUGAAAUUUAUGAAAAAAGGUUCUCUGCAUGUCAAUAUGCAAACUGUGAAUUAAACAUUCCAUUUGUGGAUAUAAAUACGCUUGUUCGAGUUUUAAAUCCUUAUGUAUGACUUCAAUAUAUAUAGGUGGGCGCGGCCUUUUUGGUCUUCUCAAUACGUAUUUUGGGUUCAAGAAUGCUAGAAAACUAUCCAUUUUUGCGAAUGUGGC
This is a messenger RNA of Liolophura sinensis, 2685 nucleotides long. RefSeq names its product ribonuclease Oy-like. Bases 14 to 790 code for a protein of 258 amino acids. The transcript has a single exon. Gene Ontology annotation, biological process: RNA catabolic process. Lineage: Eukaryota; Metazoa; Mollusca; Polyplacophora; Chitonida; Chitonidae. Gene Ontology annotation, molecular function: ribonuclease T2 activity; RNA binding. Gene Ontology annotation, cellular component: extracellular region. The record is from RefSeq and is a predicted model, not a curated record.